Messenger RNA from Cimex lectularius (bed bug), 1165 nucleotides. RefSeq lists its product as uncharacterized. Gene Ontology annotation, molecular function: ATPase activator activity. Gene Ontology annotation, cellular component: membrane. The record is from RefSeq and is a predicted model, not a curated record. Gene Ontology annotation, biological process: membrane organization. The transcript has 7 exons. NCBI's taxonomy places the organism in Eukaryota, Metazoa, Arthropoda, Insecta, Hemiptera, Cimicidae. The coding region runs from base 150 to 1088 and encodes 312 amino acids.
GUAAGAUUUUCUUUUUGAAUAAAUAUACAACGAACGUUGCAGUAUGUGUAGAAUUUUAAUCAAAAUUCGAAUAAGCCUUCCAGUUGUCAAAACAUUGAGAUAAAACGUGGUUGGGAUAUUGAUGUUUAAAAAGUCGUACCAAAGGAAAAAUGUCCAGACGGCGAAGCCCUAGGUUGCACGAUAAAAAAGAUUUACAGGGUGAUUCAACAGAUGAAAGUGAAUCAUUAUCCGAACGUGAAGAAUCUCCCUUUAGAGUGCCUGAAAAUAAAUCACUUCCAGAACAGAGAAGAAUUUUACAUCCAGUUGAAAAUAAAAGUAAAAAUCGUCUAGAACAGCAUACUGCUUAUAAAGAUGAUUAUGAAGCAUCGCAGGAAAGCUCAAAGAAAUACCUUUUCCAUGUGUUGGCAGGUCUUUUGGUCAGCAGUAUAUUGACUACAAUAGGUGCUGUGAUUUUUGUCAACUUCUCGUCAUACUCUACACUCAAUAAGCCAGAUUUGAAUUAUCCCAGAACCAAAGUCAUAUUAGCAGUGGAUGAAAUAAGAAAAAUUUAUAAAAAUCAGAACAAAGGUACAUUUGAACACAUAACAGUGGGUCUUAAUUCGACGCCAUCUGUUUUCAUGUUGAUUUACAACGGCAAUAAAGAAGAAGCCGAGUGCAUUCCUUCAACGAUAAAGAAAUAUUUCAAAGAACAUUUUCAUUUCGAGAAAGAACCAAUAGAAUUGAAAGGACCGGAGAUUAAAGAAGAAGAACAAUUUGACUUUCUUGAAGAGUACACAAGCAAAUUAAAUAUUAGCAAGCUUAUGAUUGUUUACAAUCUGGACGGCAUGAGCGCAGAUGUGGCGGAAAACUUUCAUUCGUUUUGCGAUGUUGAAAAUCCUCUGAUACCAGAUGCUGUUAUAAUAUUUACAUUGAAAAUUGGCGAUAAACUUUAUUUACAAAAUAAAAAUCCUCUGAAGAAAGCACGUACAUUUUUAGAGGAAAAAUGGAAGAAUCUAAGUGCCUAUGCUCGAGACACAUUGAUAACAAGGCUGAUCACUAAUGCCAUUGAAAUUAAUAAAGAAGAUCAUUUCUCCUGCCCGUAUAAGUGAUGUGAUAUAAUUUAAUUUGAAAUUGUUAAACACAACAUAAAUUGUACAAAACAAAAUUACAAAUUUAUUAAACCAUC